Molecule: messenger RNA, 8794 nt
Organism: Gadus morhua (Atlantic cod)
Lineage: Eukaryota; Metazoa; Chordata; Actinopteri; Gadiformes; Gadidae
Gene: hipk3b
Product: homeodomain interacting protein kinase 3b
Exons: 17
Coding region: 426-4313 (1295 amino acids)
Biological process (GO): peptidyl-serine phosphorylation; peptidyl-threonine phosphorylation
Cellular component (GO): nucleus; PML body; cytoplasm
Molecular function (GO): protein serine/threonine kinase activity; ATP binding; protein tyrosine kinase activity
Source: RefSeq, a predicted model, not a curated record
AAUCACAAACACUUCGCACGCAGUCGCGAGAGAAAAGGGACAUGUUGGAAACUGACAGACCCGCGUAACCGUUCGUUUGGGGGGUGCCGCACACCCUUUCAGAGAUGGGCUACUUUGCCCUAAGACGCAUGAAAAUGAACUGAAGAGUGAAGCUACUAUCUGGGCAAUGUGUGGUUUGAAUGGACAUUCAUAUGUAUGAGUUAUUUGAAGUUUAAAAUGUGGGCGAUGGUGGUGUUAUCGAGAGCCAGCUCUCCCUUCCCUUCGUUUAGGACAAGAUGGCAGCAAUGCAGGCACACUGUGCAUGGUAUGGCUUCAUAAGUCCAUAACAUGUUCAGAAAAGACCUGGAUUAUACCCAUUGUGACUCUAUGUGAAGAGCUCUGGAGUGGGAUGCAUUGGAACAUUGGAGGAAAUAAACGUAAAAGGUAUGGCCUCACAAGUUUUGGUCUACCCACCACACAUUUAUCAAACCCAGACAAGUGCCUUUUGCAGUGUGAAGAAACUCAAAGUCGAGCCGAGCAGCUGUGUUUACCAUGAGAGGGCCCACCCGUGGACUUAUCUGAACGGCAGAUCCAUCGGCAUCGCACAAGCAACCAAACAAGCCCGCUCACUCGUGAGCCGAGAGCCGGCGGUGAGCGCCAGAGUGCGUGGUGGACAACAGCACCCGGUGCAGACAGUGGUGGUACGCGGAGUAAAGAGGAAGCCGGCCGGUGAGAAGGAGGGGAAAGGCCCAGCCGAGGCUCAAUUGCCCCAGGACGCAGACUUUGUCCCGUCGCAGGGUCAGCGGACACAACAGACAGAAACAGGAAGGGUGGGCAGCAGUGGAGCAGCAGGGGCAGGAGGAGGAGGAGGAGGGGGAAGGGGAGAGGGCUGCCGAGAAGGCGGAGGCGGGGGCGACGUGGAGGAGGAAGGUGACGGGGAAGACGAGGACGGUGGAGGUUUGAACACAGCGGAUAGCUUCCAGCGAUGUGGGUUGAAACGUAAAAGUGAGGAGCUAGGAAAGCAAGGGAGCGCCAUGCAGAUAGUGGAGGAACUGUCUAUGUUACCUGCCAUGUUGCAAACAACGAAUGUCGGGAAUGCAGCCGGGCCUACGGCUGCAGCAGUUGGCGGGGCAGGGGCGGGGGUGCCCACAAAGCAGGUUGGCGGGGCAGGCGCAAGUGGAGGGGAUGGGGACUACCAGUUGGUAAAGCAUGAAGUCCUGUGUUCCAUGAAGAACACCUAUGAGGUGCUGGAUUUCCUGGGCCGGGGCACAUUUGGUCAGGUGGUUAAGUGCUGGAAGAGGGGCACGGGUGAGGUGGUAGCGGUGAAAAUCCUCAAGAACCACCCGUCAUACGCGCGGCAGGGCCAAAUUGAGGUGGGAAUUCUAGCCCGUCUCAGUGGGGAGAACGCAGACGAGCACAACCUGGUGCGAGCCUUUGAAUGCUUCCAACACCGCAGCCACACCUGCCUGGUGUUUGAGAUGCUGGAGCAGAACCUGUACGAUUUCCUGAAGCAAAAUAAGUUCAGCCCUCUGCCCCUGAAAGUGAUCCGGCCUGUGCUACAGCAGGUUGCAACCGCCCUGAGAAAACUGAAGAGUAUGGGCCUGAUCCACGCGGACCUCAAGCCCGAGAACAUAAUGUUGGUGGACCCUGUGAGGCAGCCUUACAGGGUGAAGGUGAUCGACUUCGGCUCGGCCAGCCAUGUGUCCAAAGCGGUGUGCUCCACGUACCUCCAGUCCCGCUACUAUAGGGCUCCAGAGAUUAUCCUGGGACUGCAGUUUUGUGAAGCCAUAGAUAUGUGGUCACUGGGCUGUGUGAUAGCAGAGCUCUUCCUGGGAUGGCCUCUGUACCCGGGCUCCCUGGAGUAUGACCAGAUCCGCUACAUCUCACAGACACAAGGGUCCCCGGGAGAGCUUCUGCUGAACGCGGGCACCAAGACGGGCAGGUUCUUCUGCAGAGAGCCGGACUCGCCCUACGCACCAUGGAGACUAAAGUCGACGGAUGAGCAUGAGAAGGAGACAGGAAUGAAGUCGAAGGAAGCCCGGAAGUACAUUUUCAGCAGCUUGGAUGACAUAGUGCACGUGAACUUGGUGAUGAAUCUGGAGGGGAGCGACCUGUUGGCCGAGAAGGCUGACCGCCGGGAGUUUGUGAGCCUGUUGAAGAAGAUGUUGUGGAUCGACGCGGAGAAGAGGAUAGCCCCCGCCGAGGCCCUCAACCACCCCUUUGUCACCAUGCAACACCUGCCCGACUUCCCCCAUAGCAACCAUGUCAAGUCAUGUUUCCACAUCAUGGACGUGUGCCGGACACGGCCCGGACCGUACGACGCCAUGAACAGAAACAAGGGUCAGUUUGUCCGACCCAUGCCCCCCUCCAACGGCCCAGUCAACCACCCGUUCAGCAAAAUGGCCGCUGUCCAUACACAAGGGUUAGCCCCAUCAGCCCCCUCGGUGAUGCAUCCUGGGAUACCGAUGCAGUCAGGAAGUGUGCAGUUUGGCUGCAGCGAUUCAUUUCAGCAGGCACUCAUUCUGUGCCCCCCGACCAUCCAAGGAAUCCCCACCAAUGGAGCCAAGCCGUCAGGCUACUCUGUUAGAAUGGACACUGCUGUCCCUCUGGUCACUCAGGCACCCCCCAUCCAACCCCUCCAGAUCCGACCCGGAGUCAUGACCCAGCAGACCUGGUCCAACCGCGCUCAGCAGAUCCUGGUCCCCGCCUGGAACCAUAUGACCUCGGUGGCCCCUCCACCAACCACACUGGCGUCUGACACUGUGGCGGGCCCGCAGAGGCUGGCAGAGUGGGGGAAAGUGCGUUCCCAUGGCAACCAUUACAGCACCAUGAUUGCCCACCCUCAGAGCCUCCUGUCCAACCAAAUGACCCUGUCUGCCCAGCAGCCAAUCAGCAUAGGCAUUGCCCAUGUGGUAUGGCCACAGCCUGCUGCCAACAAGAGGAACAAGCCCUGUGUCAACAGGUAUGGUGAAAGGGGUACGAACUUCUCCCACCACAUAGACAUCCAAAACUCAGCAUGCCAGUCCCCAAAGAUGGCCGACACAGCCAAGAAUGUAGACGAGGUCCGAUGCCCCGGGGAGGCGCGGACCGCUGCUGCCGCCGCCGCGCCCGAGGCGGGCCGCGAAGAGGAGGUGGAGGAGGGCUGCUGCAGGCAGGAGGCCGCGUGUGGGGAGGCGUCGUCCCAGGGGCAGCGUCAGGCCAUGGGGGUCUCCGACCUGGCCAGCCCCGCCAGCGUCAUCACCAUCAGCAGUGACGAAGAGGAGGGCGCACAGCCGCACGCGCACGGAGAGUGUAAAGGCGGGGCGGCGUGCGAGGCGUGCGAGAGCACCGUGAGCAUGGAGCGGGUGUGUUCCCUCAGCAGCCCAGACAGCACGCUCAGCACCAGCUCCUCCUCCUCAUCGGCCCAGUCCAGUGCCUCGCCGCGCAAACACUCCAACAGUAUGUCAGAUGACGAACCGGAGAGCGGCUGUGACACGGUGGAUGGAUCGCCGGCCUCCGACUGCUCCGCCCACAGCAGCAGCCCGUUCCAAGAGAGGCCGCCGUACAUCGCCGGCGGCAACCAGAACUGCCAGCCCCGCGUCGCGUGUGUCGCUCCGGAGACGGAGCCGGGGAAGCCCACCGUGCGCACCAUGGUGGUGCCCCCGAUGGUGCUGCACAACAACAACAACAACCCCGGCAUGGCCGACCACAGCCACACAGUCUUGGACCCAUCGUGUCAGUCCAGAGGGCGGGGCUUUACUGGCCGACGCCCCCACCACUCCGUGCCCCUCCUCAACAGGCCCCAAAAGAUGCCUCCCGCAUUCCAGCCCCAGCAACAGCCAGCCAUGGGCUUUGGGCAGGUGCAGCAUUACGGACCCUGCCACCAGGAAUGGAACGGAAACUAUUCCCGCCGCCGGCCGCAGGCCUACAUCCCCCCUACCAUGCAUGGCCACGCCUUCACCCUCUCCCACAGCAGCCCAAACCACAACACCGGCCCCCACCCCCACCCCCACCCCCACCCCCACAUGGGGGGCCACCCCCACCCCCAGCCCACCCUGCUCUCCUACCCGCCGUCUGGCCCGUCGCUGGUCACGGGCGCGCCCGUGGCCCACCUCCUGGCCUCGCCCGCGGGCGGGCCCCGCCCGGUGCUGCAGCCCACCUACAGCAUCGCGCACCCGGGGGGGCUGGUGCACCAGGUCACCGUGGGCAUCAACCCCCGCCUGCUGCCCUCGCCCACCCUGCACCACCCCGGCCCCUUCAAGCCCCUCUUCCCGCCGCACUCCUACAUCGCCUCGCCCGCCUACGCCGGUUUCCCCCUCAGCCCCACCAAAAUCAACCAGUACCCCUACAUCUGAGGGUCCGCCGGCCGCCCGCACCCCCCGCGCAACACCUCCGCCCGGGGGCCGAGUGGGCGGGGUCGGUGCUCUCCAGGAACACACACAACACGGCGCUGGUGCCCAGGGCGGUGUUGGCACAACCACAGAGACAGCAAGUUAUUUUUUGAAUCAUGUAUACUUGGGUGUAUUUGAACUUUGAAGCUUUAAAAGAGAGGGUUCUGGUCAUUUGGGGGGGGGGGGGGGGGGGGGGGGGGGGGUAGGUUGGGGAAGUGCGGGGGGAAUAGAAUAAGAAAGUAAAAGGAAUUGGUGUAUGAGUGACUGACUGAAUGAAUGACUGAACAAAUACGUAGGUAAGAAACUCACACUCAAUGUGUUUUGCACAUUUGAUAUACCUUUGCAUUGGAUCUUCUAUGAAUACUCCUCAAAACAGGUAAAUAAUUGGGGUGGUGUUGAAUAGUAAAACUUUGCACCCCUUGAUCCCAGCUAUUUUUAUAUAUUGCCUUCUUACAUGUGCAAGACACAUUCAUCUUUGUAAAGCCAUCCCAGUCUCCAGCUCUCGGUUGACAGAUGCACAUGUCGUCCACAGUGCGUUUGUGUGUGUGUGUGAGUGUGUGUGUGUGUGGUUGUGCGCGUGUGCGUGUGUGUUGUAAUGCGUUUCAAGUAUUUGUACUUUUCGGUGUCUUUUGGUGUUUGCAAUGUCGAGUCAAGUAACUGAUUUUAGAUAAGUUUGUCCCCCACACUGCAUGUGGUCUUGCAUGAGCAGAAAAAUGUAAAAGGAAAGAUAUGUAGACGUUGCUCUUAAUGUUUGUGUCACAAGACCCGCUGCAUCGUAUAAAUGUCCCUCCCCGCCAUAGUGCCUUACAUAUUUGAGGUUGUUAAUGUUACUACUUAUAUAUGACUAUAUACAUGGAUAUUAAUGUACUGGACUGCAGCACUUGAAAUUCCAAUCAGUCGAUGCAUCCUAUGUGUGAGUAUAUAUAUAUGCACAUAUGUGUAUAUGUCCAUGCAUAGCAUGCAUGGAUGUGAUGUAUCGCGGAAAGCCGUGCUUUAUUAUAAUUUUGGGGUUCAAUGUGUACUUCAGUGUGUCGUGCGUUAACUUUCUGUUCUCUAUAGAACAGCAUGCUUUGCUGUUGCGAAUGCCUGCCGUUAUGAUUUCAAGGUUUGUUUUUCAUUUUCUCUCCCCGAAUGAAUUGGUGUAUAAUGUGCAAGUAUUGAGUUAUGGCAUAAUAUUUGAUAAUCACUUUCUAUUUAGUGAAACUCUUACUACUACUACUACUACUACUACUACUAACAGUAUUUGUACUGUUUGAAACUGCAAUACAAUCUUAUUAAUCAUAGGUCUUUUGUUUUGUUUGUGUCUCUGUAAUUUGUUUUGUUUUGUUUUUUCACUUAGUUUUCUAGAUGUGUGUGGGCAUGGCUUUGGUUAGGUGAGGGCGAAAAUGCUAAAUUAAUUCAGUAUGAAAUGUUGUACGCCCGUGCAAACCAUGCAGUAUUUGAUAUAAACACAUAUAUAUAGAUAUAGAUAUAUAUAUGGACAUAUAUUAUAGCGCUAGGUUACUUAGUGCAGACGCUUAAUAAGGUGUGAGUUAAUUGUGUGCAAUUCUCAUUUAUGCAUGUGUGACAAAGUUAAAUUUGACCCUUUUACAUUGUACCGUUUGUGUUUUGAGGCUUUUUGGUGUGUUGACUGCGUAUUUUAUACAUUCCGUCAGGGAGAAUAUAUAUAUAUAUAUUAUAUAUUAAAUUAUAUAAUAUAUAUAAUAUAUAUUAAAAAAAUGUGUGCGUUUUCGGUUUAUUUUACUAGUACAUUUUCAUCUUUUCUGUUAUGAAAUUGCUUAUGCCGCACCAAAGACUGUAAUUGGGGUUUUUUCUGAGCAAGGUAGCUAUUCUGUUUGCAUAGACCUCGAAUAUACUGUAGUCGUAGAAAAUGGGGUUGUAUAUGACGCACACAAAAAAAAGGUAUUUAAAAAUGGCUGAGGUUUUGCCUUGCUUUUGGGCAAUUAAUAAGUCGUCUCAUUUUGCGUUUUGUGUUUUUUCUUUCUUGAAUGUAUCAUAGAUAAGCUGCUACAUGAUGAUCGCCACUUCAAUAGCUGUGAAAUUAGGUGAUAUCUGAGUGUAAAUCUAGCGUUCCUGUUUUCAUAUAGGUCCCUAAUUAUCUGAACUAGAAGUGGUUUUAAUUUGAGUGUUUGUUUUGUUUUUGCUUCCCUGUUUGGAGUGUCAUUGUAGUAACUACUGUACUGCUGAUGGUAGACAUGCGUUGCAUUUGUUGUUUUGGGGGUUUAGGGGGCCUUGGGGUUGGGGGGGGGUUAGGCUGUUUUUUUUUUGCAUCAGUAUUUUAUCCCUAUUAACCUUUUCAGGCUCAUCACUGCAUAAGAAUGAUGUAUUGAUGUAACUUAAUUUUUUGUACGUUUUCAUAUUGCUGUUUUGUAGACAUUUAAAGCUGUAGCUUGCAGGAUUGUUUUAACUCUCACCUGGGUAUUUAUAGUUAGUGUAGGAGGGGAAGUGCUGUCGGGUGAUUGGGGUGUGUGUGCCUGUGUUAAAAAGAUGACAAACACACCACCUGGUAUAGAGGAUUAGACUAUGCAUCCAAAAAACACAUUUACCCAAGAUAUUUGUUCCAAAAAUUAUUUUUUUUGAUUUAAUUUUUUUUGCGCAAAAUCUGAACCAAUAUUUAUUGCUUCCCUUUCGUCUGGUCAAUGUUAUAUCUGAAGACGGUAUCCGUUCCACGUUUUUGUAAUGGCCCUCUGUUCGAAUCGCUCUCCCCUUUACAAGUGUGUCAUGUCAAAAUGGGUGUCGUCCAACCUGAAACUGUGGCUGCCGUUCUUUGUUACAUAUUAAUUUGAAGACAGUGUGAGCAGCACUGCGCUGGUGCCUUGAGAUCCAGGAAGAGAGAGAUCCAUUUGAAUUGCCACGGCCACAACAGUUUCAAAUCCAAUCUGUUACGGAGAGUCACGUUAAGUCCUGUAAACGCGUCCUCAAACGAGGGUUAGUCAAUAAACACGUAAAUGACUUCCCAAGAAGCUACGGUGGUAUAAUUUCUCCUUAUAUCGACAAAGAGGGAACUGCGCUCGCUGGUUUUAACCAAACCUUUCUUGACGACACACAACUGCACACUCACGCACUCACUUUAGAUGUGGACACUUUGAUAGUCACACCGUUAAAAAAUAUUUAAAUAGGCAAACGCAAUAUUUAACAUUGUCUGGUCAUUAAACCACCAAGUGUUCUUAGAUAGUUCCAUGCAUUUCAUUCACUUGCAUGUUAACCCAAGUUUCUUCACCCGACUGCUGAGAAGUCUGGCAGAAUAUAUUUCUGGCCUGGCUUAAGUAGGACUUUGGCCUGGAUUUGUUUUACUUGGGUCAUCCCAAUCUCUUCAAAUCGACCAGUCUUACAUUUUGCUACCAUGGCACAUACACCAAAUUGUUCCUCAAUUACAACAGGUCAGCAGCUAAAAUCAGUCCCAUGCAAAUAUCACAAACGGUGUAACCAAUUGGAAGCUGGUCUGCAUCAGAGAUGGCAUGGUUAAAUUCUGACCCCCAGUGGACUUGGUGGAUGUUGAACAUGCAUUAUGGAAGGAUAUGGCUCUCUCAAUGAGGGUAUAGUGACUUCAAUCCAGAAUCAGUCGUAUGUGAUUGAAACACUUCAUCACUGACGCGUGUUUAGGUAGCUAUUUUGCCUAUAUGCUUUCAUUAUGUCAUACAUUUUUUCAUUUGGAAAGUAAGCAUAUAACAGGGCAUGAACUUUGCAGUGCUUGACGUAGUUUUCCACAAAUAAGCAUGUGUAAUGUAAAAAUGUAUGAUUCCUGCAAAGGUGUUCACCAGCAAUUUGCCUGCACAAACUCCCACACCUACAGAGGUCAAAAAGAUGGAUGCAAGAUGAGAGAAAUCUUAAAACUGUUCAUUUGUUUCCGACAAUAUCGACAGCUGGUAAAACACAGUGGUUUUUCAAAACGACACAAAAGUAAUGACUUUUACUAUACAUCCUCUGCUGCGGUAUUAUACUUUCGUGACAAUUCAGGGUUUGUAUUCGUCCAACAUGCUACUGUGUUUUACUAUUCUGAAAUGUUCCUGGUCAUUGUAUCAAUUUCAAAGUUAAUUCACACUGCAAGUUAUGGAAUCUAUCUGUUUGGCUUGCUCAUCAAUUAGGCUCGAUUGUGAAAUCUGAACUGUUACUCUUUAAAUUCUUGUUGAUUUCUGUGGCUUGUUUUCCUUUCUAAAUUCAUUGAGCUUUUUUUUCAUUUUGUGCUACAAUAGUUUGCCAUGUAGCAAUUGCACUGUGCAAUAUUUACAUUAUGAGGACUGGGAAAACUAACUCUGGAUGUGAUGUCUAUUUACCGUUUGCGAUAGUGUUUCCUCUAGUUCUCAGUGAUUUAGGUGUGACCAAGCCUUCUCUACUUUGUCACAUUAAGCGGGUUUUCCAGGUUACUCUUGGUGAGUGUCAAAAUAAGACUUUAUGGUGUAUUAUUGUUAAGAUUCACUUUGAAUUAAAAAAAAUCUAUUGCUGCA